Messenger RNA from Fragaria vesca subsp. vesca, 1289 nucleotides. RefSeq lists its product as uncharacterized. The transcript has 7 exons. Bases 165 to 803 code for a protein of 212 amino acids. The record is from RefSeq and is a predicted model, not a curated record. NCBI's taxonomy places the organism in Eukaryota, Viridiplantae, Streptophyta, Magnoliopsida, Rosales, Rosaceae.
GGGAAGAAGAAGAAGAAGAAGAAGACGGUGAAAGACUUUGAUAUAUAAAUUAAAAUAUAUAUAUUUUCGGUUUCUCUCCGGCAACCGUCUCUCUUCCCCUCUCUGAUUCAAAGGUCUGAAACUUUUGAAGCAUCAUCUGCUACUAGGGGAAUUUCAUACAUAGCAUGAGCGCUCGACCCAUGGUCCCUCGGGUAGUAAGGACCCGCCCUCCUGCAAGAACUGGGCUCAGGCAAAGGAAGAAUGAAUUGGAUCUCAAUAGUGCACCACCUGGUGUGAAUCAGAAUCAGGAGGGAACUUCAGCUCAGGUGUUACCUCAGAUUGAGAGACCUAACCAGUCACCAUUGGUGAUUGAUCUUGAGGCUACUGAUGAUGAUGUUGUCAUAUGUUCUCCCAGAGCUGUUUCCGAAGCUAGAAACAACUCCAGAAGGAACCGAUCAAGGCAUGUGGUUGAUUUGGAAUCAGAUGUGACUAGGGCCAAUUGUCAAAAGCGCAGAAGAGUUGAGCCAAAUCGAACAAUCAUUAAUUGCGAGCUUUACAUAAACUUGGAGGGCAAUAGCAACUCCAAUUCAAAGAAUGAGCAGGCUAUGCAGCCACCACCGCCACCACCACCACCAAAGGAGCCCACCUUUACAUGUCCCAUCUGCAUGGCUCCGUUGGUCGAGGAGAUGUCAACAAAAUGUGGUCACAUUUUUUGUAAGAAAUGUAUCAAGGCUGCGAUAACUGCUCAGGGAAAAUGUCCUACCUGUAGGAGAAAAGUAACUGCGAAAGAGCUUAUUAGGGUAUUCCUUCCUACUUCCUCCUGAGUCUGCAAAUCAUGCCUGUAUGAUUGAUCAUGGUUAUGUAAAGUGCUUCGGGGAUGGAGGUCCAAAAGAGUUGUUGUGCCAGGUCUUCAGAACUGAUAAUUUCAUAAUUGGGAUGAAUUGGCGGAGAAAUGUAGUCCUAGUGACAAUAGUGGGGUUUUGUAUGGAAGUGCUUUAUGAUUAGUGGGGUAUUUUCUAUUACCUGAAUACCCUGUUAUUUCGUAUUACAUUACAUGGUACAAUCUAAUGUUAUGAUUAGAUGAGAUGUUAAUGGAACUAGCUUUCGGCACAGUCGAGAGAAAUAUAUUUUCAGGCUUAAAUUUCUUGUCUUCAGUAAGGGUGCUUCUAGAUGUACUCAGCAAAUUACUUAAUGUAUCCAGCAACAUAAUUUUUAUUCCUAACCUUCCGAUUCUACCUCUUGUUUUACAUAAAAUUAAGUAAGGAAAAGAACGAAAAAAUAUCAUUCUAUCAUAACUUGUUUACCCCCCA